UAGCAAAAUGGCCUUCCCCAACAACAGCAUGCUAAGAGCCCUCUUCCUCCUUGUGCUUGUCAGUGUUGCGCAUGCUGGCGGGAAGGCGAAGGAGAGCUCGUCCGCUCCGGCAGAGGGUGGUGGUGGAUCCUGUGAUGGCGGGACAUGCGACAUCACCAAGAUGGGCGCGACUGCCGGCGGCAAGACGGAUUGCACCAAGGCUGUACAGGAGGCAUGGACGUCGGCGUGUGGCGGCACAGGGAAGCAGAAGAUCAUGAUCCCCAAGGGCGACUUCCUAGUCGGGCCGCUCAACUUCACGGGACCGUGCAAGGGUGAUGUGACCAUCCAGCUGGAUGGCAAUCUGCUUGCAACCACGGACCUCAGCCAGUACAAGGCUAACUGGAUCGAGAUCCUGCGCGUGGACAACCUAGUGAUCACCGGCAAGGGCAAGCUCGACGGGCAGGGCCCCGCUGUGUGGGGAAAGAACUCCUGCGCCAAGAAGUACGACUGCAAGAUCCUACCAAACUCGCUGGUUCUGGACUUCGUGAACAAUGGCGAGGUGUCCGGCAUCACGCUGCUCAACUCCAAGUUCUUCCACAUGAACGUGUUCCAGUGCAAGGACAUGGUGAUCAAGGACGUGACGGUCACGGCGCCAGGGGACAGUCCCAACACGGAUGGCAUCCACAUGGGUGACUCGUCCGGGGUCACAAUCAGCAACACGGUCAUCGGUGUCGGCGACGACUGCAUCUCCAUCGGCCCGGGUACCACCAAGGUCAACAUCACCGGCGUCACCUGCGGCCCGGGACACGGCAUCAGCAUCGGCAGCCUUGGGCGGUACAAGGAUGAGAAGGAUGUGACCGACAUCACGGUGAAGGAUUGCACUCUCAAGAAGUCGACCAACGGCCUCCGGAUCAAGGCGUACGAGGACGCCAAGUCCGUGCUCACGGCCUCCAAGAUCCACUAUGAGAACAUCAAGAUGGAGGAUGCAGCGAACCCCAUAAUCAUCGACAUGAAGUACUGCCCCAACAAGAUUUGCACCGCCAGCGGCGACUCCAAGGUCACCGUCAAGGAUGUCUCCUUUAAGAACGUCACCGGCACCUCCUCCACCCCCGAGGCCGUCAGCCUGCUCUGCUCCGACAAGAUCCCAUGCAGCGGAGUCACCAUGGACAAUGUCAAGGUCGAGUACAGUGGCAAAAACAACAAGACCAUGGCAGUCUGCAACAAUGCCAAGGGCUCCUCCACGGGCUGUCUCAAGGAGCUUGCUUGCCUCUGAGCGAUGCAAGCCAAUUUGUUCCCUCCUUCGUUGUCAUCCAUUGAUAUGAUGGUAAGUAUUGGUAAAUACUAUAGCACACCUACAUCUCCUACUUCCAGCUUCUCGUAUGCGUGGAUUUCAUGAGAUCGAGAAAUUUAAAUCCAUACUGGAGCGAUGGAUACUCUUUCGCUUUCUUGAUUUCUCUCAGUAGACAUAACAAUGUGUGCGGCCCUAAAACCGCGUGUAAUGCACUGAGAUGAUGUAUUCCAUGUAUGUAUUUAUGUACUCGAGCUCCGAGUCAGGCCAAUUUUUAUCUUUUUAUUUUGGCAAAAGCUAGAAAGAACACUAUGUAUAACUAGCUAGUGCCUGUGAGUCGUCAAAUAAUGUAUAUGCGGCCGAAUUUUGCUAGAAGUUGUUGUCAUGUUAUUUCCAAGUUCU
This is a messenger RNA of Panicum virgatum (switchgrass), 1669 nucleotides long. Its product is annotated as exopolygalacturonase-like. NCBI's taxonomy places the organism in Eukaryota, Viridiplantae, Streptophyta, Magnoliopsida, Poales, Poaceae. The record is from RefSeq and is a predicted model, not a curated record. The transcript has a single exon. Gene Ontology annotation, molecular function: polygalacturonase activity. Gene Ontology annotation, biological process: carbohydrate metabolic process. The coding region runs from base 8 to 1252 and encodes 414 amino acids.